UUUGGUCGGUUAUUUCUUCCUUGCGUUUUAUAAGUAAAACAUGAAUGGGAUCUAAUUCAGUGAUUUAACUAUAUGUAUCAUGUGGUAUGCAACAUUUUAGCUUUAGUUAUUCUUUUUCAACAGGUACAGCUAGUAGUAAAACGGUAUUCACCAACUUUUUAAAACGUUUUGUGUUGAGUUGUCGUGUGUUCAUACAUGUCAAAUCAUGGAUGAGACGACAUCGAUAUUGUCACAAAGUUCAGCUCACUACGUCAAUCAAACUUCUACCGUGUCAGAGGAGGAAAAAUGGCGGUACCUGACAGACCUACAGUCCAGGUUUCACGUGUACAACAUACCUGCCCUCACCCUGCUCGUCUUCUGCUCCGUAGCCGGGCUGUUGGGGAAUUCCCUCAUCCUGGUGGUGUACUCACGUAAGAGAAACAAAACGCCCACAGUGGUUCUCAUUCUGUUUAUCGCAGUCAUCGAUCUCAUCAACAACGUCAUCAUCGAUCCAGCCACAACAUACGCAAUUUUACACAACAGGACAUACACCAACAUGAAAUUGUGUAAAGCGUAUUACUUUUUCAACAGCUUUACAACAUGGACGUCGGCCAUUUUGUUGGUCGUUGUGGCUAUCAUUCGGUACAGAAAGAUCUGCAGACCUUUCGGCAGACAGAUGAACGUCAGAGAGUCCAAAAUUACCUGUGUAUUAAUUCUAGUCUUCUCUUUACUUUUGAGCAUCCCAUUUGCGGUUUUCUACGGUCAGAUAACCGAAUCCACGGAACGUCCAGAAAUAACCGGCUACAAUUGUGGAGUGGCGGACGAGUUUAAAAAUGACUUCGGCCAAAAGCUGACCCAUGGGCUGUACAUUCUGGUCAUUCUAACGUGCUGUGCAACUCUGGCCACGUUGUACAUUCUGAUUGGUUUAGAGGCGAGGAAGAGAAGGGGUCCAGUGAGGGUUGUGUCUUUUAAUGCUAGUUCUGGCAGACGGCAUGUGGUGGGUGAACUCCAGCGAGACAGUGUGAGUUCUGUAGGGUCACAUUCUAGCGGAGACACAGUCGCCACACACGUUGAUGUGGGUGGCCACACAAAUAAUCACACACAUGCCCACACAAAUAACCACACAGGUCCCCACACAGAUAAUAACACAGGCGCCAACACAAAUGUCCACACAGACCAAGCCAACGUAUCUGAGAAAAAAGAUGUCGGGCCUACAACAGCUCCUACGUCAGGCUUUACAUUUGGUCUGGCCAACACCGAGGUUAUCCUAACGAACAAUCCCACCAGCAACACAUCAACUAUGACGGUGAUCCCCACCCACACCCCACCAACACACACCCCUCCUACCGGCAUCUCCACACGGCGCCGUUCGUCCCACACCAACAGGACCCCGCCCCUGAGCAAGACGACCCGGAUGUUGCUAGCCACCAGCGUCAUCUACAUCGUGAGUUACCUGACGACCAUCACCAUCCUACUGGUACGUUCCGUGUCGAGGGUGCUGUACGACAUGCCCAUGUACGGCUACUCUGCCAUGAACGUGUUCUUCGUCCUGUACCUUAUCAACAGCGCGGCCAACCCGUUUAUCUACAGCAUCUGUAACAAAGUCUUCAGGAGAGACUGUGGCGAAGUCCUUAGAUGUCGACGGGCAAGAAAAUAAAUAAAUCGGGAGUGAUCUCCC
Molecule: messenger RNA, 1657 nt
Organism: Physella acuta
Lineage: Eukaryota; Metazoa; Mollusca; Gastropoda; Physidae
Product: alpha-2C adrenergic receptor
Biological process (GO): G protein-coupled receptor signaling pathway
Cellular component (GO): membrane
Molecular function (GO): G protein-coupled receptor activity
Source: RefSeq, a predicted model, not a curated record